AUGGUUGCAUCAGUUAAGAGGACGGUAAGAAUCAAGACCAAGCAGAGAAUUCUGCCAGACGUUCCACCGGUAGAAAAUUUCCCAGUUCGUCAAUGGUCGAUAGAAAUAGUUUUAUUAAAUGAUAAAAAUAAAGAAAUCCCAGCAAGUAUAUUCGAGAAAGUGAUAUACCAUUUACAUCCAACUUUCGUGAAUCCUAAUAGAACGGUUUCAGACUCACCUUUCAAGAUCGAAGAACAAGGCUGGGGUGGAUUCCCAUUAGAUAUAAGCGUUUUCUUUCUCGACAAAGCUGGUGAAAGAAAAAUUCCUCACGAUUUGAACUUUUUACAAGAAGAAUACGAAGUGGAUCAUGUCAUUCAAGUGCCCAUCAAUAAACCAAAUCUGGUACGUGAACUGGAAAAGAGCGGCGGCAUUGAAGACACUGGUAAGAGGAAGGCUGCCGACAGUACAGUAGAUGUGGGUGAACCGAAGGCUAAGAAGACCAAGAGUAGUAGCAAUUCUACAAUUAAGGGCAAUGUAGAUCUCGAGAAAUUGGCUCUAGGAUUGACUAAAUUGACCGAGGAUGAUUUGAUUGGCGUGGUGCAGAUGAUCACGGACAAUAAUAUUCCUGAAAUGAACGUUACUAAUAACGUCGAUGAUGGAGAAUUUAUCAUUGAUUUAUACAGUUUACCCGAUGAAUUGUUGAAGAGUUUGUCGGAUUAUGUCAAGAAACACUCUGAUUCAUAA
This is a messenger RNA of Kazachstania africana CBS 2517, 723 nucleotides long. RefSeq names its product TATA-binding protein-associated factor TAF14 (gene TAF14). Lineage: Eukaryota; Fungi; Ascomycota; Saccharomycetes; Saccharomycetales; Saccharomycetaceae. Bases 1 to 723 code for a protein of 240 amino acids. Gene Ontology annotation, cellular component: NuA4 histone acetyltransferase complex; Swr1 complex. Gene Ontology annotation, biological process: regulation of transcription by RNA polymerase II; chromatin remodeling. The record is from RefSeq and is a predicted model, not a curated record. The transcript has 2 exons. Gene Ontology annotation, molecular function: histone binding.